AUGGAAACCAGAAAACAAAUAAAAUUCUUAAAACCUUUUCGCUUCUUUCCCUCUUCCUUCUCCUCGUUUUGUGCAUCUUACCCUUUUUUUUCUUCUUCUUCUUCUUCUUUUCUUCUUCUUCUUCUUCUUCUUCUUCUUCACUUUCACCUAUUUAUCGGUCUUUUUAUUUUUUCCUCCUUCUCAUCUACUUUUUCAACUCCUCCUCCUCCUCCUCCUCCUCCUCCUCCUCCUUCUAUACGCUUUCUCCUCGUUAUUACCCUUUUCUUUUUCACUUUUUUCUCGUUCACUAAAUUCUUUUCCUUUCGUCCAUCUUUCUAUUUUUUUCUUUUUGUCCUCCUUUUCCAUUUUUCUUUCUUCCUCAUUUUUUAUCUCCUCCUUCACCCUUCAUUUUUGCCUGCGUCACUUUCUUCUUCUUCUUCUUCUUCUUCUUCGUACUCUUUCCGUCUUAUUUCCUUCUCUUUUCAAUAUUUUAUCCUUCAUGCUUCUCUUUCAUUAAUAAUAAUUUCUUAUUCAUAUUUUUCCUUUUUUCGUACGUUAUUCUUCGCCGUGACGUCGUUUCUUUUUCUAAUUCUUCUUUUCAAUCCUUCAGACUGA
Acanthosepion pharaonis is the source of this 594-nucleotide messenger RNA. Lineage: Eukaryota; Metazoa; Mollusca; Cephalopoda; Sepiida; Sepiidae. The record is from the annotation of a GenBank genome assembly.